AUGAGGAAAAGCGAGGUGCUGGCUGCAGAGUCCGUGGCCUGUCUGAACAAAGCGCUGGGUCACCUUCGGGAUAUCUGGGAGGAGAUUGGGAUCCCUGAGGAGCAGCGACUGCAACGAACAGAAGUGGUGAAGAAGCACAUCAAGGGUCUGCUGGACAUGAUGGUGGCUGAGGAGGAGAACCUGAAGGAGCGUCUCCUGAAAAGCAUUGCUAUGUGUCGCAAGGAACUGGACACUCUCUGCAAGGAGCUCCAGCUGGAUCCAUUUGAGGAGGAGGAGGAGAGCACCAUCCUGCAGCUGGAGAAGGACUUGCGCACCCGCCUGGAAGUGAUGCUGAAGCAGAAGAGAGAGAGGAAGCAGGAGCUGAAAACUCUGCAAGAACGCGACCAAGACUUGUGUGACCUUCUCUGCAUGACUCCCUACAGCAUCGACAGCAACUCCGUGCCCAGCCUGGAGGAGCUCGACUGCUUCAGAUGCCACCUGGCAGCACUGGCUGCUGAGAAGGAGCGCAGGAGAGAGGAGUUCGUCAGGGUCAAACGGCAGAUCAUUCUGUGCAUGGAGGAGCUGGAUCAUGUCCCUGACACCAGCUUCGAGCGGGAUGUGGUGUGUGAGGAUGAGGACGCCUUCUGCCUAUCUAUGGAGAACAUUGCUGCUCUUAAAGAGCUGCUGCAGCAGCUGGAGGCCCGGAGAGCUUUAAAUGAAGCUGUUUGCGGUGAGCUGCGCUCCAGAAUUGUGGAGCUCUGGGACAGGCUGCAGGUGCCUGCGGAGGAGAGAGAAGCCUUUGCCACAUACAUGACCGGAUCCAGAGCCAAAACCAGGAAAGCCCUGCAGUUCGAGGUGGACCGUCUGGAGGAGCUGAAGCUGCAGAACAUGAAGACUGUGAUUGAAGCAAUCCGAGCAGAGCUGGCCGCUUACUGGGACAAAUGCUUUUACGGCACUGAGCAGAGACAAGCUUUUGCCCCUUACUACGAGGAGGACUGCACCGAGGCCCUGCUGCAGCUCCACGACGCUGAGGUGGGGCAUGUGAAGCAUUACUACGAGACACACAAAGAGCUCUUUGAAGCUGUUCAGAAAUGGGAGGAAAACUGGAGGCUUUUCCUGGAGCUGGAGAGAAAAGCAACGGACCCAAGUCGCUUUGCUAACCGAGGGGGCAACCUCCUGAAGGAAGAAAAGCAGCGAGCGAAACUGCAGAAGACUCUCCCCAAACUGGAGGAGGAGCUGAAAGUUCGGGUUGAGGCCUGGGAACGGGAGCAUGAGGAGGCCUUCUUGGUGAAUGGGCAGCGAUUCAUGGAAUACGUGAGCGAGCAAUGGCAGCUGCAUCGGCUGGAGAAAGAGAAGGAGAAGCAGGAACGGCAACUGAAGAAGAGUCGUCAGAUUGAGGAGGAGAUGCUGUAUGGCAGCGUCCCGAGGACACCCAGCAAGCGCCGGGUCCUAGGCGCCAACACGCCUGGCAAAGUGAGGAAGCUCAAUGCAACUUCCUGUACCACUCCCAACAGCACAUUCCGUUCUGCCUUUGGGGGGACGCUCUUCCACUCCCCGGUGUCCCGCCCACCACCCUCCGGAGGCAAGCUCGGCCAGCCUGCUCGGACCCCCAGCCGCGUGGCCAUGAAGCCCCCUCGCACGGCACAUGCAGAACGGAACAAGGAGAACAUGUCCCAGUUGAAUGGAACCACCCUGAGCGGUGGGUGCACCCCCACAGCCCCUGCCCAGCGUAACUACAGCAUUAACUCUGUUGCCAGCACCUAUUCUGAGUUUGCGCGCGAACUUUCAAAGGCUUCCAAAUCUGACACCAGCUCCCGGAUCCUGAACUCCACAACCACCCACAUCCACUGCUGA
Molecule: messenger RNA, 1833 nt
Organism: Emys orbicularis (European pond turtle)
Lineage: Eukaryota; Metazoa; Chordata; Testudines; Emydidae
Gene: PRC1
Product: protein regulator of cytokinesis 1
Exons: 14
Coding region: 1-1833 (610 amino acids)
Biological process (GO): mitotic spindle midzone assembly; microtubule cytoskeleton organization
Cellular component (GO): mitotic spindle midzone; spindle; cytoplasm
Molecular function (GO): microtubule binding
Source: RefSeq, a predicted model, not a curated record